Zingiber officinale is the source of this 1135-nucleotide messenger RNA. RefSeq names its product transcription factor bHLH84-like. The record is from RefSeq and is a predicted model, not a curated record. Gene Ontology annotation, cellular component: nucleus. The transcript has 5 exons. NCBI's taxonomy places the organism in Eukaryota, Viridiplantae, Streptophyta, Magnoliopsida, Zingiberales, Zingiberaceae. Bases 46 to 858 code for a protein of 270 amino acids. Gene Ontology annotation, biological process: regulation of transcription by RNA polymerase II. Gene Ontology annotation, molecular function: RNA polymerase II cis-regulatory region sequence-specific DNA binding; protein dimerization activity; DNA-binding transcription factor activity, RNA polymerase II-specific.
UCCUCGUUCUUCAUUUCUUCUACGCCUCAAAAGUCUUUCAUUGCAAUGGAUUUUCAAGGAUUGGGAUCGAGCUGGAGCUCGUUUGAUGCUGCGAUGUUGGGGGAGGAAUCCCAAGUCAUGGAGCAGUUGUUCGGUUCUCAGGAGAUGUUUUGGUCCGAUCACAAUUCUUCCGGUGAUCUUUUUGAUUGGACUCUAGGCAAUUGUGCUGCGACCAGCUCAACCAACUCCGUCAGUGUUCUUCCUCAUCCAGACGCCAAUUAUGGAGGAUAUAAUUACACGAGCCAAGCCAAGAUGAGCUCGGAAAUGGCGGAGCCUCUGCCGCCACUUCCGCGAACAACGAAAAGGAAGUUGAACGGUGAGGAUGCUGAUGUGCCCACAAAGGUAGAGGAGGAUACGGCAAUGUUCGGAGUUCCUAAAAGGAAGGCUAAGGAGUCAGCGCCAGUUUCUAAGAAGAGGAAGAAUUCACAGUCCAAGAAGACCGAGAAGAGUGAUAGCACUGUGAAUGAAGACAUAAAUUCACAGAACUCCAGUUGCUACAGCUCAGAGGAUGACUCGAAUGAGCAGAAUGGAGCAGCAAAUAGACAGAAAAAAACUGGUAGAGGAGCUGCAACUGAUCCCCAGAGCUUGUAUGCAAGGAAAAGGAGAGAAAGGAUCAAUGAGAGGCUGAAAAUCCUGCAAAACUUAGUUCCAAAUGGAACAAAAGUAGACAUUAGUACAAUGCUUGAAGAAGCAGUUCAGUAUGUCAAGUUCUUGCAGCUCCAAAUUAAGCUGUUGAGCUCUGAUGACUUGUGGAUGUAUGCUCCCAUUGCUUACAAUGGCAAGAACCUUGGAAUUGACUUAAACAUCUCUGAACUGUGACAACCAGACCAAUGUGCGCAGUCAUAACUACAUAUAGAACGAAGGGAGAAUAACCUGGUGAAAAUGGCAAUUUAUACUCUUCAUUUUCUUCGUUCAAUCAUCUAAAUUGUUUGUUUUUAUAAUCUCAUUUCAAACUAGUAAUGGGGUUUUCUGUAAGCAAUACUGAGAGUUGACAAGGGAAUUGAUGAAGUCUCAUGUUCUCUUAGACUUUUUACCUCGGUGCUUGUUAACAUUGUAAUAUUGAUGAAAAUAUUGAUAUACAGGUAUAAGAUGGAGA